Molecule: messenger RNA, 510 nt
Organism: Panicum virgatum (switchgrass)
Lineage: Eukaryota; Viridiplantae; Streptophyta; Magnoliopsida; Poales; Poaceae
Product: CASP-like protein 16
Exons: 3
Coding region: 1-510 (169 amino acids)
Cellular component (GO): membrane
Source: RefSeq, a predicted model, not a curated record
AUGGAGAUGGAGGUCGUCGAGGCCAUGCCGCAACCGCAAGCGCUGCCGUGGGCUAGGACGGCCACCGCCGGCAGCCUCGGCCUUCGCAUCGGGCAGCUCAUGUGCGCCCUUGCCGCGCUUGCCACCACGGCCACCACCGGCGCUUUCUCCUCGCACCCUGCUCUCUGUUUCCUCGCUGCAACAUCUACGUUGCAAUGCGUCUGGACGGUGCCGCUGGCGCUUCUGAACGUUUACACGCUGCUGUCAGGCCAAUGGCCUCUAGAGAACCACCACUGGAUCGCCGGAAUUGCUGCGAUCACCGGCGACCGAGUCGCCGCAGCACUGAGCUUCUUCGCGGCAUCUGCAGCCUCCGGCGUGGCCACGAUGGUCGGCGGCGAUCUCAAGCUAUGCGCAGCGCUGCCCUGCGCGGGGUUCAGAGCCGCCGCGGGGAUGGGUUUCGCCAGCUGCAUCGCCAUGCUGCCGACCUUGCUGUUCAACUGGCUCAUCAACAAUGCAGGAAAUCAGCAUUGA